AUCGUUACCAGCGCACCACGCACUACCGAAAUACCAACUAGAUCAUAUUUGUUUGCUAAGGAUCCGACUGAAAUCGAUAUAAUCAUCAGUUUUCGCUGGGCGCAAAGCUUAUUGUUCAACCACUUCCCACGCGCGACAAUGAGUGGCAUCGCCAGUUCAGAUGUCACUCUGUUGACAGAGCACUUAACCUAUCGACCAGCUGUAAGUUACACUCUCCACGCCUCAUGGCAUAUCUUAAAGACUAAUCCCAUACCCAGGCUCUAAUAGACGACAUAAUAAACAGCAUAAACAUCCUCGCCUUCCGCGCAACCGAAGCAGUAGAAAAAGGCCUCCUAGCCGCCGACCCAGCAGACAUAGGCUUCCGCAAACCCUCCGCAAGCAAAGAUAAAGAUCCCGCCGCAUCUACAGCCCUCAUUCGCGCAAAAGCAAAUCACGAGAUCGAAAAUGGGGUUCACCAGCUCGAAACCCUCCUCGAGGCUAAAAUCGACAAGAAUUUCGAUAGAUUGGAAAUUUACGCGCUGCGGAAUAUAUUGAGUGUCCCGGCUGAGGUGCGGACAUGGGUACGAUUGAGCCAUUACGAGGGAUUGAAUUUUAGCUAUGAUAAGGAUGCGCCGAAUGUGGAGAGUGUUACGGUGCAGCGGAAGAGGCUGAGGGAGACGCAGAAGUUGCAGAGGAUGUUGGAAACGGAGGUGGAGAGGAACGAUGCUACGAUUGCGGCGCUCAAAGGGCUACUUGGGAAAAAAGAGGGCGCGGAGGGAGAGGAUUAUCCUUCUUUCGCGUUUUUACAGAACAAGGGGGAGUUAACAGGAGAUGUUUCGAAGCCUGUGACGACUACUACUUCUUUUGCGCUUUCGCAAUUACCCGCUCUGAAGGCCUUGCUGGCGAAUCUACAACCGCGACUCGAGAAACUCACUAACGGGAAUGGAAAAGAAGGGUUAGUGGGAGAAGAAGAGAAGAGUUGGAGAAAGGGUAGAUUGGAGUUUGUUGAGAAAGAAACAAGGAAACAUCUCGAAAAUGUGAGGGGCCUCGAGCUUGACGGAAUGGGAGAGGUCAGAGAUGGAGAGUGGCAAGGGGAGGGACGGAAAAUUGGAAAACAAGAAGUCGAGGACUUGGAGAAAGUUGUUGGUAUGGUCUCAGAUAAACCAACUGAUGGGGGUUCGUAACUAUACCUUUUUUUCUGCAUUGAAUCCAUGAUAAUAUUGGAUAUUUAAGGAGUUUGGGCGACUGUGGAAAAUACCAGGUUUCUGUUUGGCGUUUUGGGUAGGAUUUCAGCCUGAUUUUUGUUCAAUGAUGAAGCUUUUUCGAAGCAAAGACUGGCUUUAACAAUAUCACAAUUUGAACUUCCCCAUACUUUUUACGAUAUUGGAAGGGUCACCGGAUCAUGGAAUCAUCGUUCGAUGAAGACUCCAGGAACCCCUUUUCCUUCUGGAAACAUUCGAAUACUUGGCCUGCUCUGCGAGAGAGUUGAUGAUAGUUUACCCAGAUACUUGCAGGGAAGCUUGCAAAAAGCGACCAC
Molecule: messenger RNA, 1516 nt
Organism: Hymenoscyphus albidus
Lineage: Eukaryota; Fungi; Ascomycota; Leotiomycetes; Helotiales; Helotiaceae
Source: the annotation of a GenBank genome assembly